AGUCGACGUCACGGAGAAGGUCAGACCGCGAUGAACCUUCUUGACCUGCUGCCGCCACCGAUAGACGAUAUCCUCGGCUUUCUGGACGACGCACCGUCCAGCGAAAGCUCGGCAGCACUCGAGACGUCGCCGACGGGCCGUGCGAAGCGGCGCAAGCGUGUCCAGACCAAGACUGUCCUGGAUGCGCUCCGCAGGCAGCAUGCGCACCUCGCCGUCGAGCUCGACCGCCUCCAGCGCGCGUCCGCACUCAAGGUCCAGGGUCUUUCUGACGUCGAAGCGAUGUGGGAGCGCGUUGCCAUGAGCCAAAAGGCUCUUAAGCUCAAGGCGAUGCGCGACAACGACGAGCUGCGUGGGUACAUUGCCGAGCAGAACGAGUACCGCAACUACUUGGAGCGCAUGCUGCUCAAGCGACCACGCGCAAUCACUGCCAUCAUGGACAAGCUCGUGGACGAGCGCUGGCGGUCGCUCACCCUGCCCGCCGAGAGCAACUCGCGUGUCGCCGCCAUCCACGCGAUUGCAGACCGCCAGUACGAAAUGGUCGAGACCGAAAUGGUGACAAAAGGGCUCUUUGGUCCGAUGCCGACGGACCUCCUCGAGGUGAAGCUCGCACCCCACGACCCGCGCCUGUGCACGGCCGAGGGUGUCCGGUACACGGUGCUGCAAGCUACGAUGACACAUGUGCCUGACGUGGCCAUGGAGGUGCUUGGGCGUCGCCAAGAGAUCCUCGAGCGUGAGGCUGCGGCCCGCGACCGCCACUCGGCGGCGAUCGAUGCGACCAAGCACGUGCAGAUGCUGGACGCCGACACCAUGUACACGCGGGAGCUCUUAACACACCCGAGAGGCAAGGUGCAAGUGGCAACGAGCCUCGUCAUCAAACGCUUCAUCGCGCCGUCGACAGGCAACGUGUGCAUUGUGUGGCGCAGCGUGCUUCACGACGAGCUCUUGCCGCCGGCCGUCGGCAGCUUUGUCAACGACGAAUACGGCUGGCUCUAUUUCGAACCAAAAGACGCAGAGCACGUACACUACAAGGUCUUUCUCAGCUCGUCCGUGCCGCACGUCUCCAGUAGCGUCGACCACCUGAGCGACCUCGUGCAAAUGAUCGACUUGGCCGAGCAUGCGGCGCCACUGCCAAGCACGAGCGACACGCUUGUUGACACGGUGCGCAGUGCGUUCGUUCGCGCCACGACGCACUUUGAACAUGAGAUUCAGCUCAUGGCCAAAUCGCAUAUUUUGUAACAUACUUUUUCCUGUCGACG
Saprolegnia parasitica CBS 223.65 is the source of this 1256-nucleotide messenger RNA. RefSeq lists its product as hypothetical. The transcript has 3 exons. Bases 31 to 1236 code for a protein of 401 amino acids. The record is from RefSeq and is a predicted model, not a curated record. Lineage: Eukaryota; Oomycota; Saprolegniomycetes; Saprolegniales; Saprolegniaceae.